Messenger RNA from Caenorhabditis sp. 36 PRJEB53466, 3955 nucleotides. Lineage: Eukaryota; Metazoa; Nematoda; Chromadorea; Rhabditida; Rhabditidae. The record is from the annotation of a GenBank genome assembly.
AUGCGGGAAGAGCCGUCGGCGAACGCCGACUCCACACUCAACAAACUGUUGCAGGCCGCGGAUCUGACAGGGUAACGAAUGAAAACAUUGACUCACAAAAACCAAAAACCAUCACAUUUCACCUGUUUUAGACUGCCUAAUAUAAAAACAAUUCUAGAUGUCAACAUCUGAUUCACGCCUAACGUCGUCUUAUUUUCAGUUAUGAGCCUGACUUGCGUCGAAAGCUGAAACUUCGAAACGCGGCCGAUUUGCAGUAUGUUGAAGAAGUGGAUCUCUCUUCAAUUGGUGAUUAAUUUGUUCAAUUCCACUAGGAGUAGAUAUAAAAACAAAAAAACCUUCCAAUAUUUGUUCAGCGAUUCGAAAUAGUUCACAUGUUUACCUUGCCACCCGAUUUCCAACAAUUUCAUGUUUUUCCCAGAAAAAUCUGGCUUUUUGUUGCAGCUUCUGUACUAAUAAUAAUUUUUCAUUGAAACAAUUACAGGAAUGAGCCGCCCGGAGCAGAAGCGUCUUCGGAAAGAGUACGCCAGAAUGUACCCGAGUGGUCUGUUCGGAAAAGUCAAAAAAGCGUUCAAACGAGGCGAAAGUCUGGACCGAAAGAAUUCGAACUCGACAGACAACCGAGAUGACGAAGAUCACCACGUGAUUCCUAUUGAUAAGUGAGUUUCUGAAAAGCAUAAUUAUCAAACGAAAAAUUUAUUCAGAAUAACUCUUUGCAAAGAAUUGGGUCAGGGAGAGUUCGGAUCAGUGUGGCAGGCUGCGUGGAAGAAUUCUUCUGGGGGUGAGGUUACGCAGGUUAGUCAUAAAUGUUCCAAGAUCUAAAAAAAACACCGUAAAACUUUUGCAGGUGGCAGUGAAGUGCGUUGGCUCCGACAAACUGCUCGCCACGUCAUCUUCCUUCCUUCAAGAAGCAGCGAUCAUGACGAGAAUGCGUCAUGAGCACGUCGUGCGACUGUUCGGAGUCGUUCUCGACACAAAGAAGAUCAUGCUCGUUUCGGAGCUCGCCACGUGCGGAUCCUUGCUCGAAUGCCUUCACAAACCGGCUCUCCGGGACAGCUUCCCAGUUCAUGUUCUAUGUGAUUACGCCGAGCAAAUUGCCAUGGUAAAAAUCACAAAACUCCCUUAUCAUUUCGAUAAAACCAUUCCAGGGAAUGUCGUAUCUCGAAUCCCAACGUCUUAUUCAUCGUGAUCUGGCCGCCCGGAAUGUGCUAGUUUUCAGUCCGAAACUAGUCAAAAUAUCCGAUUUCGGACUCUCUCGGAGUCUCGGAGUUGGCGAAGAUUAUUAUCGCAGUGAGUUCACGCCGAACCUGAAACUGCCAAUUGCCUGGUGUGCUCCCGAAUGCAUCAAUUUCCUCAAAUUCACUUCAAAAUCGGACGUUUGGGCGUUCGGAGUAACAAUCUGGGAGAUGUUUUCGUACGGAGAAAUGCCGUGGAAGGGACGCAGCGGAGCACAGAUUCUGGAGCUUGUCGAUCGAAAGUGAGUGAUUCACUGACUAAUAGUGAAGGCUAUGAUUAGUUUGAAUUAAAAGUUUUCUUCUUUCAGAAAAGAGUUAUUGCCCCGACCUGUCGCCUGUCCGGAAGACAUGUACGAUAUGCUCAAAGAAACGUGGACCCAUCAAGUUCAGGACCGUCCCACGUUCUCCGACAUCGUCGCCCAGUUCCCAGAACGACGCGCUCAAUCCGUUCGAGCUGUCGUCGAUUGCCGAGAUUCCGCCGAAGAUCAUCUGCGCUUCAAAAAGGACGAUCUUAUUGUCGUUAUCAGCCGAUCGUGAGUUUUCAAAUAUUCUGUUGAUUAUCCAUCAAUCUCUGCCCAGGCCUCAACAAUAUCCGGACGGCUACUACUGGUUCGGCUCCCUUAGAAACGGAAAACUUGGACUUUUUCGUCCUACAGACACAGUUGCACACCUCGGAUCGGAACCGCCCUGUUCGAACGGAAGUCUUGAGAAUGGAUUCAACGGAGAGAAGUCGGAGAAGAGCAAGAAAAGCAAGAAAGUGGAUAAGGAAGGCGAACGGGAGAAGAAGAAGCUGAUGAUUAGUGAGCCCGUCGGAGAAGUGCGACAUACUUGCCACGUGGGCAUCGAUGGAACUACCUUCGGACUUCUGCAUCUGGACAAAAAGGCGAUGGGCCCGACGUCGUCUUCCCCUUCCACUUCUAGAGGAUCGACAGCCACUUCUCAAGCGUCUCCCGCACCGUCCCAUGUGAGUUCUGAUAUGCAUCCCGAAAUCAUUGCGAUUACUUUCAGACAUCCUCUUCCACCACUUCAUCCGUGCAACUAAGAGAAAACGUGGCGAGACACGGGGUGAAUCUGAAGGAGACGAUGUCGCUCCGAGACGUCGGUCCGUUGAGUCGAGAAGCCAUCAACCUCCGGGAGACAGUCUCUCCUCCGAUCUCCCGUGCUCCAUCGCAACCGCCUUCCUACUCCCAGCCCCGUCCGCCGCCGCGAAGCAUCUCGACCCUUCCGCACCCCGCCACCAACCUUUCUUCGGAUCAGUUCGCUUCUCUUGAUCGAAUACGCGGAUCCGUCACUCCGACAGCACCUCCUCUCACAGCUUCGGCGGCUAGUUCUCUCAAAAAUCCGAUCAAUGGAAUUUCGCUUUCGAUUCCUCCAGCAACUUCGACAGCGCUGACUUAUAUGGAUGACCAGGAGGACGACGAGCGAGGAGCGACUUCGCCGAAGUCUCCCGGCAGUUGUGUCUCAGCGUCCACCACGAUGACCGCCCUCUCGGCCAGACACCAACCGGUUCCCGCGCCAAGAGGCCCUGUUGCAGCGGUCUACGCGAGAGGGUUCGUUUUGAAAAAAUACAGAAAAUCAUUGUAAAUUCAAACAUUCCAGAAAAGACAUUCCAACACCUGCUUCGAAAGCCGACGUGGCUCUCUGUGAAGAAAUCGAACAUCUGAAUCGUGAUCUGACAAAUUAUUCAAUCGGAACCAUCUGUGACUACUCGGAGGACCGUCCGCUGCUCGAUUCCUUCAACCGACGAGACGGCAGUCAUCCGUCCACCUCUGCCUUCAUUCAACCACCACCGGAAGCUCGCCUCAGAUACAUGACUGAAGAAGAAGCGAGAAAAAUGAGCGAGAAGUCGAUUCGCGAGCAUCGGAAGACCGAAGAUCUGUUGAGAGAAGAGAGACAGAGAGAGAGGAAAGGUGCAGGAGAUGCUCCAGAUGAGGAGGAACCGACGGAAAGUCUAUUCUCUGCAAGUCAACGGCAGCAAGAGGGAUGGACGUCGGCUGCGCAGGAAGCGUACAAACUUCUCGUCGAAUGCGGAACCAAUCUGAAGCAGGCCUCCGUCUCUCCACCUCCUUCGAAAGCGAUGUCUCCCGUCGGCUUCAGACUUGCCACGCUCGACAGACCGACUUCCGCAGCGACGGAUCGAUCGAGUGUGUCUCCGGCUCCACCUCGACCAGUCACUCCACCAAUUUCCGCCCGUACUGAUACCAUUUCGAUGAGAAAAACGUUAGCUUCUGAAGACGAUGUCGAGCAGGUAACGGUUGAGGAGAACUCGCCAAAGAGAGUGCAUAUUAUCGAGACGAAACUCAUUGACGGACCUGCAAGAGGAAUGAGUCCUGUUCAGGUGAGAAAACUGAUUUUAACUUGUUUUCUAAUUGAGCUUGAAUUAUAGGACCGUCACGUUCCUGCCUUCACCACGCCCAUGUCCAGCACAUUCCGCAAAGCUCCUGCUCCUACUCCGAACGGAAACCACCUUUCCGACCAGAAACCUCCGCCCUGCCGGCCUCCGAAAACUCGCCAAUUCCCGCUUGUCAUUGAUGAACGCAAUCUCGCUUAUGACAAUCUGAAUGGAUUCGGAGCUGGAGCACGUGUAGCCCCUCCGGUUCCACCUAAACCCAAAGUCAGGUACGGCUCGCAGAACAUUUCGUGAUUCUACAAAGUGCAGAACAAUUUUCAGUUUUGCCGAUGAUCGAAUUGCCACGUCGCCGACCAAGGAGCUUGUUAACUAG